Penicillium soppii is the source of this 204-nucleotide messenger RNA. RefSeq lists its product as uncharacterized. The transcript has a single exon. Lineage: Eukaryota; Fungi; Ascomycota; Eurotiomycetes; Eurotiales; Aspergillaceae. The record is from RefSeq and is a predicted model, not a curated record. Bases 1 to 204 code for a protein of 67 amino acids.
AUGGAACCGCUCAUCCCAGGUGAGAUUCAUCUUGGAGGCACUGGUCAAAGGCAGAGGGAUGGCAGCAAGGGGUGGCACAUAGCCAUGCCGGAGUUGCAGAGCUACGUUUUGCUGAUCAUUGGCAGAGUUAUUAGCCUUGGUAUCACGCCACUCUCGCCUCCUCCUAUCGAUGACCAGUUCAUAACCCUCGCAUUCCCUGCUUAA